Messenger RNA from Coniosporium apollinis CBS 100218, 1815 nucleotides. RefSeq lists its product as uncharacterized. The transcript has 3 exons. The record is from RefSeq and is a predicted model, not a curated record. Lineage: Eukaryota; Fungi; Ascomycota; Dothideomycetes. Bases 1 to 1815 code for a protein of 604 amino acids.
AUGCAAACUAUAUGGCGGCUCCCUUGGAGCUCCGAGCCGCCAUGCGACAAGAUCAUGGAGAAGUCUGUGUACAACAAGCCGCGCCAGUCGCCUGCCGUUGAGAUUCCGCUGCUGAAAAAGCUGAAAAGAAGGCGGACAAAUAGUCCUGAGACGGGCUCGCCUCACGGCGCUCAUGUUGCAAAGGUCCCAAAGUACGCGCCGGGGGUUGCCGCUGUGGUGAAGACUGAGUUGCCUAACGGAGCAACUGGGAUAGGCGCACCCGCUUUGCAUGUCGACACGCAAGGCGGCUCCGUCGCCGCUGAGAAUGCGUCAGUCAGCGAUACGUCAUUUCAGAAAGAGGCCUUAACUGGCACGUCUACUGAAACGCCGCGCCGCACGUCCUGCAUUUCACCGACAACUAUUUCUUCGCCCGCUAUGGCUACUGAUCUUGCAGCUCUACGGCGCGGGAUUGAGGCCCAGUUCAACUACGAGAUCCUACUAAAGCACAACGAGUUGCGCCUCAUUGAACAGGAACUCGCCAAGUCCCAGAUCGCUCUUGAGCAAUUGCGCCGAUGUCAGCUGAUGCCCUAUCCCGGAGCAACCUUCCCCAGCGAAAUCGUUAGUCAUGGUGUGGGUCCUGCCUUGGCGCCUCCGCCAGGCUUCACCGAGCCGGAACAUCCAGCGCCCUACGGAGUUACGGAUGGACCGUAUAGCCGGCACUACGCCAAGUGGCUCAUUCCCGAUCCUCACUUCGACUCCGUUCCAGCUCGGCAAAGGUCUCUAGAACAUCCAGUUAGCCGUGGCGCACGCGGCUCAUUCCUCGAGCAACAACCGCCAGCAUCCAAACGCUCGUCACGUGGGUCGGCUGGAUCGAAACUGAGCACGGUGCCUGGUGAAGGCCAACCUGCCCCUGGCGUCGUCUUGCAGAAACGCUCUACAGAUGGUCAGUGGGUCAGGCUCGUGUGCAAGAUCUGUUCGAAAGACUACUUCAACAACAUGCAGGGCUUCAUUAAUCACUGCCGGAUAAAGCACAGCCUCAACUACAAGACCCAUGACCAGGCCGCCAACGAGUGCGGUGUUCCGGUAGACCUUGACGAGUUCGGUGCUAUCAUUAGAACCCACGAGGCAAGCCAUGUUGCUGCAGCACUUCCACCGGCAUCUGCUCAAGUCGCUGCGACUCCGUUUGUCCAUCCGCUCAUCACGACGACGCCUGCUCCAAGGCCGAGGAAAAUUGCGGCGCCCAAGCGAGGUCCGAGUUCCGUCAAGUCCGAGCCGGUGUUCAAACCUGUGGAGCAAGCACCCAGCGACAAGCCGCGGAUCAACCCUGCAUUCGUUCCGUCGUCUCAGACGCCGUACAUGAGUGCGAUUCUUCAAAAACGUGGGUUCGCUGGCAACCUCAGCCACCUAGUCGACUCUGCACGCACGAAGAUCGACCUGGCUGCGCUCGAUCCUGAUGAUGAAGACACGGACAGCGUCCUGCCAACGCCCGUCGAGCGUCCUCUAAGCCGCAAGGGCCGCCUGGACGGCAUGCGCCUAGCACCGACCUCAUUGCAACCGCCGCGCUUCGGCUACAGCCACGAUGGAAGUUCCGACAAGGUCAUCCCUGAAUCGCCGACCAUGGAGCUCAGUCCGAACACCGCGGAAUCCAAUCCGGGACUGAUGAGCGACCAUGAUGACGAUGAGGAAGAAGAGGACGACGCGAGGUCUGACGUGGUCAUGGGUGACGCCGCGGAAUUUGUUGAUGACGUGGUCGUCGAGGAUGCGAGUGACGCCGAAGGCUUGCGGCCGCAGACGGUGCAGGUGAUCUGCCACGCGGGGCCUUCCCGCAAGGCGUAG